This is a messenger RNA of Zootermopsis nevadensis, 2135 nucleotides long. RefSeq lists its product as uncharacterized. NCBI's taxonomy places the organism in Eukaryota, Metazoa, Arthropoda, Insecta, Blattodea, Termopsidae. The record is from RefSeq and is a predicted model, not a curated record.
CAUCUCGUCCUCCCUGUUUUCAAGCCCCAGAGUGAAAAAUUACGUAACUCUUCAAGCAUUUUCUCUUUCAGCCCUCAUGUCUCGUCAUAGCCUUGUCCUUCCGUUCGAGUGCCGAAUCGCCUGUGUCCGUUGCAUUCGGCAAACCAUAAACGUCACCGCUUAUCAGCCACGACGUGGCAGACCCGUUCACCGGGACUGCCACGACCAGUCGAUUUUCGCGAGCCACCGGAGACGGAUCGCCCUGGAGCGCGGAAGUCUCAGCAAACAUGUGGACCGAGGAGGGCGUUGAACACUGGAACCCUACCAGCGAGAAUUUCUUGUGGUUACUGUCCUGGUUCAUCGGGACGCUGGGCAAUGCCGACAUCCUUGCCACGUUCAUUCGAAACAGAGACACCACUGACGCUUGUCUCAUCAACCUGAUCGCCGGAAACAUCCUUGCGAUUCUUUGCUUACCAAUCAACUACCUGCAUCAUUUCUACCUUGACUUCGGACUGGGGUUUCCCAUGGAAGACGCCUUCCUGAUGUCACGUAACAUCGCAACGGGCGUACAACUUUUCUCGAUGGUCGUCUACAGCGCGCUAAAGUUUUCCAACGUGAAAUCAUCCGACAAUUACGAAGCGAUCAACAUUCUUCCAGACUUGAUCCCCACGGCACUUUCGACCAGACAUGAGCGCGGUCGAUGCGUUACAGCCACUCGUCAGACGUCUGUAAUAUGGGGGCUGGCUGUACUUUGUUCCCUCCUCACAGCAUUUACAUCAGAAGCGUCGGAUUACAUCUACGUCGAUGAUGUGUUUGUAGACGACAACGCCAAACUUAGAACGAUAUUUCACUGCGUGACAUUUUGCAUAAUCCCGCAGAUUCUCAUCGUAUGUCUGUGUGUACUGACCGCACUUCGAAGGCGUGACGUCGCUGACAAGACGGAAGAUGACGGCGAACUUAUGUUCUGGCUGACCUGUGCCAUCCUGAUCAACUACGUCCCCUUUAACACCUGGAUCCUGUGUUCCUGGUCACAAGGAAGACUCCUCACAGUGGCAGCCGUCGAUUUCUUAACAUACUUUCCACUGUACUCCACUGCCUGUUGGACUCCUCCCGUCGUAUACUUUUUCAAGAAAGCUCCAAAGAAGCAGUUGGCCGCCGUGUGACAUUUAGGCCUCUCUCCUCGUUGGGUGCCCAGAAUUUAUUAAAUCGCUUCUGAGAAUAAACCAAUGGCUGCACGGGACCUGUGAUGUUUCAGCUUAUGUACAUAUGGCGGCAGUACGUUCUUCCGAAACGUCCGUAUCCACGUCGACAUAGUGACUGGGAAUUUCUGUUAGCGUGAAUUAUUACCACUGUGAUGAUUCUGUAAUCCAGAUUCUUUCAAUUCACAUCACAACCAUCGUUGACUCCAUGUUUUGUUUUCAUUUCCCCAGCUGACAUGAUGUCCUCAACAUUUUCCUUGCUGCAAACGAAAGAUAGGUUUCCGAUGUCAGUAUUUUCCACCCUGAAAUACUUUGGCCUUACGAGCAUAUCGGCUGAACAAAAAUUUGAAGUUACAGUGCAGUCACGUGUUUUGUGAUUUUGUUAACAAUGCGAAAGCCGUCGAUGUUUUCCUUCGGAGUGUGGACUUGUAGGCCGAGUACACACAGCCUCCAGCCCUCAACUUGAACGAUGUUCUUUCUGAAACGCUGGUGCCUAACCACAAGACAAUGGUUAAAACUGCCCGAUAUCAAAUUCCACCCCCACACACAGCGUCCAUUUUAAUUACGUCAUGAAACAAUCGUGGUACAGAACGGUCUCCGUGAUAUACUCCGUUUCCAUGGGAAAUAAGUUAGGCCUAGUAGCAUCAUAUUUGUCUCCAUGGUUACGUUAUCCAGACUGAAUAAUUUCCCCUUUGGACGUAACCAGUCUGAAACCUUAGGAGUGUACUUAGUAAGGAUCACCACUCUACAGUGGGGAAAUGCUAUAUUUUACGGGGUCUGGUUUCUCGUACGUGAAUGAAUGUUAGAUUAAGUUGCUGAUAGCAAAUUUAAGCUUCAUCCUCAACUCUUGCUGCUAGUAAACUGUGUCAGUACAAUGAGUUUAUUAACAAUAUGGACAAAGAACGGCAUUGAAAUCCUUGAACCAGAAGAAUUAAAUAAGAACAGUACAGGCUCUUA